Messenger RNA from Cynara cardunculus var. scolymus (artichoke), 1671 nucleotides. RefSeq lists its product as uncharacterized. Bases 584 to 1339 code for a protein of 251 amino acids. The transcript has 3 exons. Lineage: Eukaryota; Viridiplantae; Streptophyta; Magnoliopsida; Asterales; Asteraceae. The record is from RefSeq and is a predicted model, not a curated record.
UUGCUACCACCGGCUCACUCUUCGGUGUGAGGAAGGUGCUUUUGUAAAUGGCUUACCACGCUUGACGUUUUGAAAUUGGUCCUAAUUUUGAAAGCGUAAUUGGUCUGGUCUUUAUUCUAAUGGGGCUUGGGAUUGGUCCUUAUCCAGGCUUUGGGCUUAACCAAUGUAACAACCCAUCCUGCAUGGAUGAAAAAUUAGAUUUAUGAGUUCUUUAUAAGCUCAAAGUUGUGGGUUACCAAUAACUUCCACCAUGGUUUUCGGUUGAUUAGGAGGUUAUUGGGCCAACUUGUUGCUUCGGGCUAUCGGAAUUACAACCAACCCUUGACUCAGUUAGUAACCAGGCUAUGGCCUAUGGAUGUUAAGUGUUAACUGGUCGGGCAUAAACUUUAUAGGAUGAAAAACAGACAUCCUUGUCGAGCUCGACUUUUUAGGCCCAGACUUGGACUUGACUUAUGACUGAUCCUGGAUCAUGCGUGCUUUCUGCAUCUCUAUUAAAUCUGGAGGACAAUUGCAUCAGAUUUUAGUUAGAAUAGUGCUUCAAGAAGGGAUCUCUAUGAACAAUUUUACAGAAGAGUGUUUAUAGAUGUCAUUGUUAACAGAAUAUUGUAAUUGUUAUGCACAGUGGGUUCGGUUUUGGCACUAUCUGCAGGCUACAUCAGUGAAGCAACCUAUCUGUUUUACUGGUAUGGGUGCCAUGUAUUUGUGCAUCACUAUCUGGGGUGCUAAUUGGAAAAUGCAGCUGAGACUGUUAUUCAUUUGUCAACAUUAUAAGGAUCCCAAGACUAACUCUGCAACAAUUAGGAAGCCUUGGUAUCAAAGAGCAAUGGAGAUCGCCAGUCUCUGGAAAAUCACCUAUCCGACUUCUACUCCACCGCCUAACCCGACCUUAAGGAAGACUCUUUCCACGUCCACCAAGGUUUCUGCUACAAGAAACACCACCCCCAAUAGACAAAAACUUCGGAAAUCAACUUCUUUGAAAGUUGCCACUUCAUUUACCCGUGUUUGCCUAUGCGUGCCGAUAUCUUCCUACACAGAGGUUUUCCAAGCCGACGUGCCCCCGAGAAGAAGUAACACGUACCCGAGAUCAAAACCGUUUCCAAGCUGUAUUCAAGAACGGCCGACUGCGAGAAUGAGCAUGGAGGGAAGGAGGAUAUUUAGGGGGAAAUCUUUGACGGAUGACGUUUUGAUGAGGAGAUUUGUGGUCGAAGAGGAAGCGAUGAUGCAAGUUAGGAGGCGAAACGAAAUGGAAGUGAUAAGGAAGAGACAUGCCAAAAGAAGGAGAAGGCUUGGUCCAAGCCCUUUAAGUAGAAUGGUUUUGGCAGAAGAAGAGGAAUUCUAAGGUGCAAUAGCUCUUAAUCAGAUUUGCUUCUGAAUCUUAAAGUUUUCAUUCAGUGGAUGCCUUUGGCUUGUAAAAUUGCAAUAUUUGUUUGCUUGCAACUUGAAUUGCUUUCAGACCCACCAAAAAGAAGUUGAAUUAUGGUCCACAAAGAUUUGGGUUAUACGGGGCUCUUCCACCAUCAUGGUAUCUUGUCGACCAUGUUAUAUUUCUGUCUUCAUUAUACCGGUCCUGGUACGUACCAUUAUGAGCGAAUCUCAAUUCUAUUCAUGAUGCAAAGUUAACCGUAUUACCCAUUGGGAUAAAGCGCAUGUUAUAAUUGACUGCCUCACUCC